AUGGAGGGCAGGAGGGACAUGUCCCCAGGUGAGGAGUCCAGCAAGGACUUGGAUUCCAACUCCCAUCACUCACCUGGGGAGCCGUCUACCUCUGCCCUUGCUACUCCAGGGGGCGCUGCUGAGACGGAGAGGAAGGCCAGAGAGAAGGACAGUGAAGAGGAGUGGGACGGAGAGAAAGGUGAAGAGUGGCAGCUGAAAGUGCAGGACAGAGGUCGAGGGCUGAUUAAGGAGUCUCUCCUCAAGUUUGGAAACGAACUUGGGGAGGACUCCGUAAAGGACAAAAAGAAGAAAAAGAAGAAAAAGAAAAACAUCGCCCGGCGUCAGCCUGAGACCUCUGUCAGGGGGUCUGGAGAUUCCACAGAGGAGGGUGAGUGCUCAAAUGCUGAGUAUAUGUACAAUGAUGAUGUUCAGGCCUUGCAGAAGCCUGGGGCCAGGGAUACUAACCCUGCAGGUGGCAACACCUGUAUGCCCCAGAAACCUGCACAACCUGCCUCUGUGGAAGUAUCUGGGCCCCCCGCCGCCCUCCAUGGUGACAGGGAGACCAUCCCCGCCGGUACUAUGGCGUGUACCGGUGAUCCCAUGGAGGGGUCCUUCCCUUGCUCCCUUCCCACUCCCUCCCUUACCUGCCUUCCCUCUGAUCUUCCUCUCCGUGUGGUUGCGUCCCCUGGAGUGGCUGGUACCUCUGCCUCCUGUCCUCAGGUGGCUGCUGGGCAGGAUGGCACUGGAUGGAGCAGUCUGGAGCAGGGUGAUGGCCCUCCUUUUCCCUCUGCUCCCUUGGAGCAAGCUCGACUGCUCUCCCCUACCAGCAAGUCUCCUCCCCUGUUUGUCCCCCAGUCUGUUUCCCUGGAUGUGUCCAAGUUUGUCUUCCAGUCUGUUCCCCCUGCUUCCCUAUGUGUUCCCCUUAUGUCUGCAUGUGUAACCAGUCCCCCUGUUGUUCCUGGUGCCCCGGGUGCCGCUGGCGCUAUGGAAGACAGGACUGCAGGGGACUCCCAUCAUCCUCAGCCAGCAGUCCAUACUGUGGAAACCGCCAGUGGAGGUAAGAAAAGUAUGACUAACAUUGUGUUUGACUCCACUGGUGGUUUAGGGAUGGCUGAGGAGGAUGGGAGUAUGGAUGUAACUGUAAAUGUAAUGAUGGGACCUAUUGGCCUUAGUAAAAAGGUCCACAGCCAGCCUGUUUGUAUUAAUGAUGUUGCCCCUGCCCCUGGUGUUGUUGCCCCUGCCCCUGGUGUUGUUGCCCCUGCCACCGGUACUAUUGCCCCUGGUGUUGUUGCCCCUGCCCCUGGUGUUGUUGCUCCUGCCUCUGGUUAUGUUGCCCCCGCCCCCGGUACUAUUGCCCCUGCCCCUGGUACUGUUUCCCCUGCCCCUAGUUAUGUUGCCCCCGCCUCAGGUUAUGUUGCCCCUGCCCCUGGUUCACUGGAGUUAGUUGGUACACAGGUGGCGGGCACGAGCACGGGCACAGGCACCCUGACAAAGGGUGCCGCGGUUAUAAAUAGUUUAGACGCACAAGCAGGUACACGGGUUCCCCUUAGGCACUCCCAGGUUGUCACCCAGGGUUCUGGUGUGACCGAGGCCUCUGGUUCAGCGAGGGGAGUCCGUCCGAAUCAUUCCCAGACGGCGGGUCCCGGUGCGCCCAAUGCUUGGGCAUCUGGGCCACCUCGCCUCUCUGCGGACGGGCCUGCUACGCGUCCUCAGGUUUCCUUUGGGAACAGGAGGAACGUGGUACGGCUCAUCUGUGGGGGUGAGACCCAGGUGCCUGACAGACGGUGGCUGGUGACCCGGCUAAAGGAUAUGGGAUUUGCGCCCGUGGACCUGUACGCGCUCAUCCAUGCCUCGGGCACCCGGGAGUUCGUCUCCUUUAUGACGUCGCAGCUCCUGGAUCGCUUCUGGGCUGGGUGGGAAGCGGCCAGGUCUGCACAGGGUACAAAGUGGGCAGGAUUCACCGCUGUGGCCAUUUCUCGCCAGGGUCUUAAGAAGGUCACUUUCCUGGUGAGAAAUGAAUCCAUCCCCAUAGCAGACAUCCUUGUUUGGACUAAGAGGUUUGGGGAUGUUAAAUCCCCCCCUGUUAAGAUCUUAGAUGAGGAUGGGAUUUGGACAGGCGGAUGGACUGUUUCAGUGUUGCUGCGGGAGAUUCGAGGUGUCACACAGCAUAUGCCUAAUAGUUUUUUCAUCGGGGCUGACCGGGUAUCCUGUUUUUACCCUGGUCAGCCCAGGGUAUGUCACAAGUGCGGAUCGUACAGGCAUUACAGCAAUGCCUGUACGGUCCUCAAAUGCACUAUGUGCGGCGCUGUGGGGCACCUCCGGGACAGCUGCAGGGAGAUCCGGUGUCAUCUGUGUUCAGAGAUGGGUCACACGUACCGCACCUGCCCCGAAGCCCAGCACAAUGUAGAGUCCAUCUGGAGUCAGGAGCCGGUGGAGAUGGACUCUGCUGGGUUAGGGGUUCAGGUAGCAUCGUCAUCUACAAGGCCCAUCUCUGGCACAGGGGUUUCCCUGCCCCAGCAACAACCCAUCCUCCCCUCGGUCUCUGUAACAUCUCAGGACCCUGGGAAGGCCACAAGUUCACGUCCCCUCACGAAAAGUGUACGUAGAGAACGCACUACCUCCACAGCCAUUAUGGCUCCCCCUAGACCCCCUCCCCCUAGGCCCCCCCCUCCUAAAUUCUCCACGGUGAAGGUUACCCCCACUGAAAAAUCCCCAGAUGCACGUCCCUUAGAUGCACAGUCCCUAGAGUGGAGCACGGUGAAAGGUAAGAAACCCCCCCCCUCCAAGACCUCGACGCUGCCCUCACCCCGGAAGAUCGCCAUACCCCCUGCGGCGAAACCCCCGAAAGGGGGAGACGCCACUUAUAAGGGUGGUGUGGCACGGGCGUCAUCCUCCUCUUCGGGCUUGCAGGAGGCCCCGGGGCCCGUAUCUAACAGGUACGAGGCACUGUCCUCCAGCUGGGCCGACUGUGAGUACGAGGAGGAGAUGGCAAACCUCCCCGAGGUGGUGGCAGGGGUUGAGGUGGGACAGGAGGUGCUUCUGAGAGACGACGGGCCACUGUAUCCCGGAGUCUCAGUGAAGAGGUUCCUCGGUUCCGACACGGAGGAGGAGGGGUACCGCAGAAGGAAGGGAAAGUCUCCUUAUACUUAA
Messenger RNA from Pelobates cultripes (western spadefoot toad), 3129 nucleotides. The record is from the annotation of a GenBank genome assembly. Lineage: Eukaryota; Metazoa; Chordata; Amphibia; Anura; Pelobatidae.